This is a messenger RNA of Toxotes jaculatrix (banded archerfish), 1164 nucleotides long. RefSeq lists its product as uncharacterized. The record is from RefSeq and is a predicted model, not a curated record. NCBI's taxonomy places the organism in Eukaryota, Metazoa, Chordata, Actinopteri, Toxotidae. The coding region runs from base 52 to 918 and encodes 288 amino acids. The transcript is spliced from 7 exons.
GUCGAACAAGUCAACAGCUACCUGUCUCGUUGUGCCCUGACAACAAAAUAUAUGUCAAAAGCAGCACGUGUGGACAUGCUUACACUGCAUGCAUUGGGGUGGAACAACAAAAAAAGGGCCUCUCUCCACAAAACACUUUCCACCAGAUAUGUUAAGACAUGUCAAAGACUUGUGGACGAGACUGCAAGGCUAGCUGAGCUGAAAACCGAGCUAGAUUGUGCAGAUGAAGUGGUUCCCCAGUGGAUCACAGAGGUGAUUCAAUGGGCAGCUGGUGAGACACCAAACACAUCUGAAGACAGCACACAGAUUGAACUUCAGCAAUCCAUUGUGGGACUCUACCUUGGUGUCAGACAACGAAAGCAAACCCUCUACCGUCAGAAUGACAGCAGCAAGCUUCGCCACCGUCUUCGUAGGAAGCUGGGGGAGGACAAAAAACGUCUUUUUCAGCAGAUACAGAGCUAUAAUGCUCUAGUGCCAGACUCUGCUAUUGAUGUGGCUGUUGUGGAGGAUUCAUUUACUGGAGAUGUGACUGUGUCUCCUGUGUGGCCGUGGGAGGUUCAUGGCAGUGCAAACAUCACAGUCAAGAAGAGACUGUACGACCAGACGAUGCUAACAAUGCGACUACAAGAGGAGAAGAGCAUUGUAGUUUUGGAGAUGGCGCAGCAUUGCACAUGGUUGCAGAGGCAGGCAGAGGACAUUCAAAACAAGUUGGCCGAGAAUGAACAGGUCAACGAAGGAAUUUCCUGUCUCUUAAGAAGACAACUGUCCGAAGUGUCCGAGCAGCUGCAAGUGGUCUUCCUUGAAUACAAGACUGCUUUAGGUCCGGAGGCCUCUGUUCACCUACAAAUUGAAGAGGAGGAUCAUAGUGCCCUCAGCAGUCCAGACAGCAGUGAAGACGAAGAGGAUAUUACAAUUUAGGUCAUGUGCUCAUUUAUGCACUGUAUCUCUCAUUCAUCCAGGUCAUGUUAUGUCCAAGGGUUUAAAUUGAGAAAAACUGAACUCAAGAACUUUUUGUUGAAGACAUUGCGCCACUUCACCAAGUGCCUUCUUCAGUUCCUCCCUUUGUACUGUAUGCUAUUUUUUGUACAUGUUCCUGUAACUUUCCAGAAGGAUAAUUUAUCUAUUCUACUCUGUGUUCAUGAAAACUUGUUUAUUCUAGACAUA